GCAUCAGAGAAUUCAAUUUAUGGUAAUUUACCUUAUAUAGCUCCUGAAAUCUUAAGAGGAAAAAAUUAUACUAAGGCUGCUGAUAUUUAUAGUUUUGGUAUAAUUAUGUAUGAAGUAAUUUCUGGAUUACGCCCAUAUCAUAACAUUAGCCAUGAAAAUUUAGCAAUAAAAAUCUGUAAAGGACUUAGACCAAGGUUUAAUAUUAAAGUACCUCAAUUAAUUGUACAAUUAAUUAAAGGAUGCUUAGAUUCAGAUCCAUUAAAACGGCCAAAAGCAGAAGAAAUUGAAAUUAUUCUAUACACAUGGCUAUGUAAACCAAGUGAUAAACAAACAGUAGUAUUACGAACACAAAUUGAAGAAGCAGAUAAUAUUAACAACAAUUCACCAAAUAUCACCAUACCUUCAACUAGUUUAGGAUUUUCAUAUGAAACUAGAUCACUCAAUUUUAAUAAUCUUCCCGAACCAAAAAAUUCUGAUGAUUAUUAUGAACAAAAUGAUAAUAUAAUAAGCAAGGAA
This is a messenger RNA of Rhizophagus irregularis DAOM 181602=DAOM 197198, 516 nucleotides long. RefSeq lists its product as uncharacterized. The record is from RefSeq and is a predicted model, not a curated record. NCBI's taxonomy places the organism in Eukaryota, Fungi, Glomeromycota, Glomeromycetes, Glomerales, Glomeraceae.